AUGGGUCUCGGCUCAACACGUCUUGGUGCUCUCACCGCACUCAUCCCCACGCUGCCCAUGUUCUUCUCGACCUGGGAAACAUACCACACUCACACCCUGUUCCUCGGCUACUUCAACGGUCCCACAGAAGGCCUCAUCAUUGCCGCACUCAUCAUGAUCCUCUCUGGAUACUACGGCCCCACACUCUGGACCUCUCCACUGGCUACGCUCUUCGGCCACGAGCAGUUCCUCGGCAAGACCAGUUUCCUCGACCUCUGGGCACCCAUUCUGCUUCUCGGACUCUGUCUCGCACACAUCCCUGAUUGCGUCAACAACGUGUACCAGGCUAGAAGAGGCAGAAACCAGUCCUUGACACCUGCAUUGCUCGAGUGGGCUCCCAUCUUCAUCUUCACUGCUUCUUUGUGCGCCUGGCUGGGAUCGCCUUACUCGCAUCUGCUCAAGGACAACCAUCUAUCUCUGCUCUGCUUCACCCUUUCACCAGCUUUCGGCCGCAUGACGACGAAAAUCAUCCUUGCGCAUCUCACUCGCCAGGACUUCCCCAUGUGGACUGUUAUGCUGGCUCCUCUGCUUAUCGGCAGCAUCCUCAUCAACCUUCCAUACAUUGGUCUCCCUGGUCUGUCCGCAAGCUCCGAGCUCUGGUUUCUGAGAGGCUACUUUGCCUUCGCAACCAUUGUGUAUGCGCGCUGGGCCGUGUAUGUCUGCAACAGCAUUUGCAACUACCUGGGCAUCAACUGCUUGACCAUUCCCGAGGACAAAUGGAUGGCAUUGAAGGCCGGCGCACCNCCGAACGAGAGACCCGAAGCUAACCGCUUGGCUUCUGGAUCCGUGAGGCUGCAGAAGGGCGGUGCCAAUGGCAAGUUUGCUUAG
Aureobasidium vineae is the source of this 867-nucleotide messenger RNA. NCBI's taxonomy places the organism in Eukaryota, Fungi, Ascomycota, Dothideomycetes, Dothideales, Saccotheciaceae. The record is from the annotation of a GenBank genome assembly.